UCGUAUUUUCAUUCUCAGACAGUCUUCAAAGUCCCUCGACAAUGGCAUAAACCUCGGAAAAGCGCUCUCUCUCUCUCUCGCUCUCCGAAUGCGUUUGACCAUGGCCGGUUUUGUGAUGAGAUCCCUCAGAAACUCACUUCGUUCCUCUUCUCCCGUGAAACCCCUCCUUCCCCAGCAACUUCGAGCUCGUUCCCGCACAUUCGCGGCCAAGUCUUCGUCUUCUUCUUCUAACCGAGACAGAGAGGCAGAGACCGAGAGAGUCGAGGAGUGCGAUGACGCCGUACCCACCUCUGGAAUCGGCAGGCCGCUCUCCGAGAUACUCAAAGAACUCAACAAGCGAGUUCCCGAUUCUCUCGUUAGAGUUCGCCUCGAAGAUGGCAUCUCCAUCAAAUACAUCCCUUGGCAUAUAGUUAAUAGAAUCAUGAACUUACAUGCACCGGAGUGGUCUGGUGAGGUUCGGAGCAUCAGUUAUUCAGCUGAUGGCAAGUCAGUUUCUGUUGUUUACCGUGUGACGCUUUACGGGACUGAUGCGGAGAUUUACAGGGAGUCAAUUGGUACUGCUUCAGUGGACGAUGCUGGCUAUGGAGAUCCUGUGCAAAAGGCAGAAGCUAUGGCCUUUCGUCGAGCUUGUGCGCGCUUUGGCCUGGGCCUACAUUUGUAUCAUGAAGACAUGCUGUGAUGAGCUUGGUUCUGUGUUAGAUGGGCCGCGCUCCGGAUAUAGAUUCUGUGAUGUUUGGAAGGAAGGAGCUUUUUGGUACAUGUUGUGGUUAAAGCAUUAUUUUCUAUA
Molecule: messenger RNA, 787 nt
Organism: Rhodamnia argentea
Lineage: Eukaryota; Viridiplantae; Streptophyta; Magnoliopsida; Myrtales; Myrtaceae
Product: DNA repair RAD52-like protein 1, mitochondrial
Exons: 5
Coding region: 89-679 (196 amino acids)
Biological process (GO): double-strand break repair via homologous recombination
Molecular function (GO): DNA binding
Source: RefSeq, a predicted model, not a curated record